AUGCUUUCCAAGUCGUUGCUGUUGCUGGCCACCGCAGCCUUGGCCCUGGCCACACCCAUCCGCAGAGGUCCCGGUUGCUCAUCAGGGACCACAUCUCCCGCUCUGCCCAAGACUGGUGGUAGCAAGGAGCUCCCCAAUCCCACCAACUCUUCUCUCAAGGCCAUCGUUCUCGGCUUUGGCAUCCAGAACUACACAUGCUCAGGCGCUGGUGCCGAAGCUAAGGCCUCUGGCGCACUGGCGAUGCUCUACGAUGUGACCGACCUCUACCCUGGCCAGAGCACCGACUCCCUCACCCUCGCGACCUUCAACGCCCUCACUUCUGUCGCCCUCUGGACGCACGAGGUCCCAUUGAAUCUCUUGGAAGCCAAGUCCGUCGCCCAGGGCGCAAGCUCUUCCAGCCCCUUCCCCGCCGACGCUUCUCUCAAGAUCGGCAACCGAGAGCUUCCUUACGCCGGCCACCACUUCUUCAACGCCGGCGGUGCUCCCCAGUUUGUCGUCUCAACCAAGAAGGCCGCCAUCAACAUCGUUGCCGCCAAGCUCGACGACGCACCCGCCCCCUCGUACGCCGACAAGGGCCCCUCCGGCACCGGCGCUGUUGCCUGGUUGUACCUGGGCCAGUCUACGAGCACAAAGUCAACUGGAGCCAAGUACGUCUACCGUGUGAACACUGCUGGUGGCAACCCCGCCACCUGCUCUGGUGAGGGCACUGAGAGCAUGGCGUACACCACGCAGUACUGGCUCUACGAGUAA
Molecule: messenger RNA, 750 nt
Organism: Clonostachys rhizophaga
Lineage: Eukaryota; Fungi; Ascomycota; Sordariomycetes; Hypocreales; Bionectriaceae
Source: the annotation of a GenBank genome assembly